This is a messenger RNA of Striga asiatica, 1332 nucleotides long. Lineage: Eukaryota; Viridiplantae; Streptophyta; Magnoliopsida; Lamiales; Orobanchaceae. The record is from the annotation of a GenBank genome assembly.
AUGCCUAUGCUUUCUUCAUGGCAUCCAAAAUUUAAGUUCCCAAGCUCACAUUACCGUCCGUCCUCCGAAUUUAACUACACGCCACCUCGAAAUUUAUCCGUAAAAAAUUUACACCAGACUAAAUACUCAAAAUCUCUUUUCCCUCCAGCAAACCAGAGUGUGGCGGCAAUCAUUUUCGGAGAUGGCUCGUCACCCCAUUCGAGACUCUAUCCUCUCACAAAAAGGCGCUCAGAAGCCGCAAUCCCUAUAGCCGGAAAUUAUCGUCUGAUAGAUUCCGUUAUCAGCAACUGCAUCAACAGCGGCAUCACCAAAAUCUACGCCAUCACGCAAUUCAAUUCGACUUCUCUUAACUCUCACAUCUCGAGAGCUUACUCAACCUCUCGACUCUCGAAUGAUGCCUUUGUUGAGGUUCAUGGCUACGGCUUCGAUGGUUAUUGGAAGGAUAUGAGAAGCAUAGAAGCUUAUUACCAUGCAAAUAUGGAUACCCUUCAAAGGACAAAUAAAGCUUUCAGCUUGUAUGACAGAGAUUUUCCACUGUACACAUUGCCACGUCAUCUGCCUCCAACUCUUGUGGCCGAUGCUGUCAUCACGGACUCUUUCAUUGGAGAUGGCUGCAUUCUCAGUAAAUGUAGGAUAAAGGGCACAGUAGUUGGUAUGAGGACAAGAGUUCAAGACCAUGCAGUUAUUGAGGACUCAGUCAUUAUGGGAUCUGAUACUUAUGAUCAUAAUGGCAGUGGGAUGAGUGAAGGGGAAGGCAAUAGCAUUUCCAUCGGGAUUGGAGAAGGUUCGUAUGUAAGGAAAGCUAUAGUCGAUAAGAAUGCAAGGAUUGGCAAGAAUGUUAAGGUUUGUNUUUUUUUUUUUAUUUUUGUGUGUGCUAUAGAUUCAUUAGAUUUAGAUGUUGGGCCUGGAUGCCUUGUAAGUGGUCUUGAGCUUCCUGGUGGGUGGCCUCACCUUCCUGAACACCAAAGGGAACUUGAUUUUAGAGUCGUGAAACUGCUUCGUGCUCUCCCUCUUGCAGAGCUUGGCCGGGAUAGUGGCAGUCUUGAUGAUCUGAAUGCAAUGGUGGCGAACCCUGUGUCGAGAAGCCAUCUCAGUGUACAUUUGCUCCACACCACCAUUCAAAGUCGUGUCACGAUACUCCUUGUACAUGUUGUGGUAGCCUGUCCGACUCUGAUACCUCAGCCAGAUACCGUGCAGAAAGUUCUAGAAAUGUCUCGAGGGAAUGUGUACCUCGUUAAUGGCAAGAACCUGACCGUUGCUCUUCUUCACCUUCUUCAACUUCCUCAAGAAGUACCUUUGUACAGUAAAGUCAACCAAAGACCGUUUCAGUGA